GUUUCAUUUCGAACCUCAACCUAUCGCGACCAGGAUUCAACACAUUUUAUGAUUUUUCGUCUUUAAUUGGUACUAAACCUGCUCAUACAUCUCUCCAUGUAAAUGCUACUGUGUCACCGAGUAAGGCGAUAGGACCGACAUUCAUGUUGCGCAACGAUGAUGGCAUGGAACGCCAUAGAUAACUAUCAUCGUACAUCAUGGCCACUGCUGUUGUUUUGUCACCUGCACAUGAUGCGUUUGCUCCAGAAAUUCAAGGCAGCCAAGCUUUACCCGCAUGGAAAGUGCCAGCGACAACCAAAGAGCCUUUGGAUUGGGUUUCACUGGAAACUAUCGACUUAAAUGACCUCGAUUCCAACGAUCCGUCUGUUCGUGAAAGCCUUAUAUCUAGAUCUAAACAUGCCCUCUCUGUCGAUGGAUUUCUCUACGUCGUCGGUACCGGCGUCACGCAAGAAACCAUUGAACGUCAACUUGCCAUAACCCAACACAUAAUCAAAGGCAUUGCUGAUGAAGAGAAGGUCGGGUAUACCGCCAAGCUGUCCGAAGGCUCAUAUCGCGGCCACAAGCCGAAGGGAAUUUGGUCACGCGAAGGCGUCGUGGACAAUAUUGAACACUACAACUUCGAAAGUCCGUCAUUCGAUGGCAAUAUCGAUCAACAUCCACCCUCUUUACGGCCCUUUCUCCCAGAGAUUCAAGCAUCUGCCGACUAUACGUACAACCACAUAGUCCGCAAGAUACUAGAGAUCAUUUCGCUUGUCCUAGAGCUUCCUCCAGAUGCCCUUUGGAAGCUUCACAGUCAAGACGGUGUCAUUGGUGAUUCAUGCCAGCGAUACAUGGGCUACCAUCCCAGAAGCCAAGAAGACGAGGAGAAGACCAAAAACAUAUGGAGCAAGGGCCACACGGAUUACAACACCAUCUCAUUGCUAUUCUCUCAACCUAUAGCCGCUCUUCACAUUCUGACACCUAAUAACGAAUGGAAAUGGGUUCAACAUCGCGACAGCGCUGUCGUGGUAAACGUUGCGGAUGCACUGGACUUUUUGACAGGCGGUGUCUUGAAAGCAACACGACACCGUGUCAUCCGACCCCCCGCUGAUCAGUCCGACAUUACUCGCCUAAUCCUUAUUCAUUUUGCCCGGGCACGUGGAGAUCUUGUGCUUGAUCCUCUUUACGAGUCGCCGAUUGUCAAGCGUGAUGGGGUGCAUGCUUUCCAAGACCGUAUCGACGCGGGGGAGCGAGCGCCCACUCAAGCCGAGUGGCUGGCCGAACGAAUUAAACGGACCGGUCAUGAAAAAUACACCGAACACAAGAAGCCCGGCGAAGGGAGAGUACAAGAGCAAGUUCUAGGGCGGAAGGUGGACUACUACGUGUAGGUUCUGAUGAGGAGUGCGAGACACCCGGUGCUCGCGUCUGUUUUUCAGCUUCAAAUUUCAAAUGUAACAUGGCUGCAGGCUGAAGUUACUGCGGAUUGCGGUGACCGUUCAGCGGUGUUGGAAGAAAACGUAAUCCCAUGUACACUAAAUAUACACUUUUUAAAUAAUGCGUUCGA
Molecule: messenger RNA, 1543 nt
Organism: Desarmillaria tabescens
Lineage: Eukaryota; Fungi; Basidiomycota; Agaricomycetes; Agaricales; Physalacriaceae
Exons: 6
Coding region: 198-1367 (389 amino acids)
Molecular function (GO): 2-oxoglutarate-dependent dioxygenase activity
Source: RefSeq, a predicted model, not a curated record